AUGCCAUUGCAGUAUCCGCUGCUUUUCCCUUUCGGUGAGCAGGGUUGGUCCCCUAGACUUCGUCUACGCCUUCCAGCCGCUUCACGAGAUAAAAACCUUAUAGUAAACAUGUACUAUAGCUAUCAGAUUCAUGAUCGUGCUGGUGUGUACUCUCUUCUCUUAAAGGGUGGUAGGCUCUUCCAGCAGUACUUAGUUGAUGCAUACACAUGUAUAGAACAAAGUCGCUUAGAUUAUAUAAAUACAAACCAAAAUCUGUUUCGUUCCGAGUAUGUUGCCGGCAUGUACGAUGCUCUUUCAAGAGGAGAUACAGAUUCUCGGUCGAUAGGUAAAAGAAUAUUUUUGCCUUCAUCAUUCACAGGCGGUCCAAGGUAUAUGUAUAAACAUUAUCAAGAUGCACUUGCAAUUUGUAGAGUCCAUGGUAAUCCGCAGUACUUUAUAACAUUUACGUGUAAUGUUAAGUGGCCGGAGAUUGCUAGGCAUCUCAAUAAGGUUAACUGUUUGCAUGCUGAAGAUCGGCCAGAUAUCAUAUCCCGCGUUUUUCAGAUGAAGGUUAUUAAAUUCGUCAAAUUUAUGAAAGAAGAUAAAACGUUUGGUGAUGUAGCAGCAUAUUUGUAUACUAUUGAGUUUCAAAAAAGAGGAUUGCCACAUUGUCAUACUCUUCUUUGGGUUACAGAUCCGUAUAAAAUACAAGAUGCUUCUGACAUUGACUCAUAUGUGACAGCUCAGUUUCCUGAUCCUUGUACAGAAUUCUCUCUGUAUAAAACAAUUACGGAGUGCAUGAUCCAUGGCCCUUGUGGACUAUUAAAUCCUAAUAGUCCUUGUAUGCACGAAGGUCAAUGUUCAAAGCGGUUUCCAAAGCCUUUUCAGUCCGAAACCCGAUUUGAUAAGGCUGGGUAUGCUCAUUAUAAAAGGCUUCAAGGCCAACAUCACACAUUGAGAAAUGGCAACCAAAUUGAUAACGGUUACGUUGUUCCUUACAACAAACGAUUAUGUAGCCGUUUUAAUGCGCAUAUAAACGUAGAGUACUGUGGCUGGAACAUGAUGAUCAAAUACCUUUUUAAGUACAUCUCAAAAGGAGCAGACCGUGUUAGAUUUGCAAUCUACAGAGCUCACCAAAACUCUGCUUCAACAUCAACCCAUGAGCCUCCUGUAGUCAAUGAGAUAAUUAAUUUUUUGGAUGGAAGAUUUAUUUGCCCGCAUGAGGCAUCAUGGAGAAUUUUGAAUUUCCCUAUUCACGAAAGACAACCGGCUGUUCAAAUCCUUGCAGUUCAUUUGGAAAAUAUGCAGAAUGUGACGUUUAGAGAUAAUCACAAUCUUCAGUCUAUUAUCAACAAUCCAUCGUUUGGAAAAACGACUUUAACCGAGUGGUUGUCUAGCAAUAAUGCGGAUUCAAAUGGACGGGAUCUUACUUAUACCAACUAUCCUUCUAGAUAUCGUUGGGAUGUUUCCGCAAAAUGUUGGAUUCACAGAGCUCAAAUGAGAACAGGCGCAAUUGGCCGUCUUGUGUAUGUUCACCCAACUUCUGGUGAACUCUUUUAUUUGCGCACGUUGCUUUCUCAUCAAAAAGGUUGUAAGUCAUUCGAUGACAUUCGUACGGUCUCAAACAUCACUUAUACAACCUUUCGUGCAGCAUGUGAUGCGCUGGGUUUAACGGGUGAUGAUAGAGAGUGGCAAACAGCUUUUGCCGAAGCUUCUACCUGGGCCACAUCUUCCGAAUUGCGAUCCCUAUUCUGCCAUAUGCUUCUUUUUUGUGAAGUAAGCCAACCUUUAACUUUAUGGGAAUCUGAGUGGAGAAAGAUGGCUGAUGAUAUGCUUCUAGCUCUUAAUUCUGCUUCGUCGAAUCCUGAUUUCCAUGUAAAUGAUGAUGAUUUACAACAACAUUUGCUUCUAGAAAUAGAAAGACUGUUAAACUCUGCUACUCCAUCUAAAUCACUUAAAGAUUUUGGUCUUCCAUUACCUCCUACAACAAUUCUUGCAACUUUAAGGAACCGGCUUCUAAUGGAAGAGACAAGCUACAAUAGAGCUGCACUAGCCUCACAGCAUUGUGAAAUGCAUUCAUUACUCAAUGCGAACCAGCUUCAGGUCUACAAUGUCGUCAAGGAUUCAACAACUACUGAAUCACAGGUGUUAAUAUUUGUUUAUGGGCAUGGUGGAACCGGGAAAACCUUCUUGUGGACUACAAUAAUAUCUUUCUUUAGAUCCAUUGGAAAAAUCGUGUUAGCGACUGCACUUAUAAUCUGGGAUGAGGCUCCAAUGAGUGAUCGCCGGUGUCUUGAAUGUUUGGAUAGAACUCUGAAAGAUAUUCUUGAAGAUGAGACACGUCUAUUUGGUGGUAAAUCUAUACUUCUUGGUAGCGAUUUUCGUCAGACAUUGCCAGUCAAACCUAGGAGUACACGUUCAGAGAUCAUUGAUUCAACAUUACCAAAGUCUUAUUUAUGGCCAUUUUUCACACGUUACACAUUGUCUGAAAACAUGCGUCUAAAAGAUUUAACUGAUAACACAGAUUCAGCACAAGCCUCCGGUGAAUUUGCUUCAUGGUUACUUUUUAUUGGUGAUGGCUUAAUAGGAGAACCUGAUACAGAAGAUCCAUUAAAUACAAGAAUUGUUCACAUACCAUCACGAUUCCUAAUUACGCCAAAUGAAGACGCUCUCCAAUCUCUCAUCCGCUUUGUGUAUGAUGAUUCAAUACUUGCUAAUCCAUGUGCUGAAAAUUUGUCAAAUAGAGCAAUUGUGUGCCCAAAGAAUGAUACAGCUGAUCAAAUAAAUAAUAUCAUCUUAAAUAUGAUUCCCGGUGAAAGCAGGACAUACAUCAGUCAUGAUAGCAUGGUACCUCAUAUGCAAAAUGCCGCUGACUGUGAAACUUUAUACCCACAAGAAUACUUGAACGAGCUAAGUUUUCCUAACAUUCCCCCUCAUAAGCUUAAUUUAAAAGUUAAUACUCCUGUUAUCAGCGACACCUACUACAAAGACCAGGCUGCUGUCGGCGAUGAUAGUGGAAGACGGCGUCGCGAUAGUCGUUUGGCUAGAACGGGUGACAAUAGUCUGAAAUUAGGAGGAAUGUUGAAGGUAGACCAGUAA
This is a messenger RNA of Helianthus annuus (common sunflower), 3078 nucleotides long. RefSeq lists its product as uncharacterized. Gene Ontology annotation, molecular function: DNA helicase activity. The transcript has 4 exons. The record is from RefSeq and is a predicted model, not a curated record. Gene Ontology annotation, biological process: telomere maintenance; DNA repair. NCBI's taxonomy places the organism in Eukaryota, Viridiplantae, Streptophyta, Magnoliopsida, Asterales, Asteraceae. Bases 1 to 3078 code for a protein of 1025 amino acids.